This is a messenger RNA of Ostertagia ostertagi, 465 nucleotides long. The record is from the annotation of a GenBank genome assembly. NCBI's taxonomy places the organism in Eukaryota, Metazoa, Nematoda, Chromadorea, Rhabditida, Trichostrongylidae.
AUGGAAGAUUGCACGACAUUGCAAAUUCCAUGCGUCCGUAAUCAGGUACACGAGCUGUGUAGAAAAACGGCAACAAUCUACAGCACAAUUUUAAGGGCGUUCUCGCAAAUUGUUCUGCUUGGAUACAGCCUCGGCACGGCGGCUGUCACAGACCUAGCAGCCAGUGAUCCAGAAGGAAUUGUUGGAGUCGUGCUUGUUGCUCCCUUCACCAGUGGUAUUCGUCUUUUUAUAAACCAGCCCGGAAGAUAUAUGGAUAAAUUUUUGACUGUUGAGAAAGUUCGCCACAUCAAAGUGCCGAUACUGGUAUGCCACGGUUGCCGAGACGACUCCAUAUCUGUAGAGCAUGGAUUUGAGGUUUAUAACAGAGCUCCGCGGGUCGUGUCACCCUUAUUUUUGGAUGAUGCUGAUCACGUGUCGAUAUUUAACGGGAAAUACCUCCAUACAUUCGUACGAAUACGAGAGUGA